AUGGGGAAACCGAGGCGAGAAAUUAUGUUCGACACGAUUGACAUAAGCAACAUUGCAUGCCGGGACAGGGUUGGAGACUGCGCCACUGAUAUCGCAGACACCAUGAAAUUGUUAGCCGAUAUGCAGAGGCGGAGGCCGGGAUUUCACCAUGUGGAAGAGACAGAGAACAAUGUAGUGUGCAGCCUAUUUUGGACAGACUCCUUGUGUAAGAUGAAUUAUGAUCUAUAUGCAGAUUUCGUGUCUUUUGACACGACAUUCUCUACGAAUAUAUAUGCCUUGCCAUUUGCACCAAUUAUAGGUGUCGACAACCAUGGGUCGACCGUCCUGUUUGGAGUAGGUCUUUUGAAGGAUGAGAAAAUAGGGUCAUUCAAGUGGCUCCUAAGCACGUUUGUCAAGGCAAUGGGAGAUCAAGACGAGUUUGAGCGUGCGUGGAAAGCAGCAAUUUCUGUGCACAAGGCGGAAGGCAACAAACACCUGAACACGCUAUGGGAACUCCGAAAUUUCUGGGUGCCGGCCUACUUCAAGGACUGCUUCUAUCCUUUCUCGUCAACAACCACUCACAGUGAGAGCACGAAUUCGAUGCGGAAGAAUUACGUCGACCACAGGGACACAAUAAAAAGUUUUGCUGAUGGGUACCACAUGAUUCAGCAAAAUUGCCUCGCCACGCUUGCCAAGAAAAGACACCGAAGAGAAGAGAAGGCGCCAUCACUAGAGACGGGUUUUCUGAUUGAAAGACAAGCAAGUCAAGUGUACACGAAUGAAAUUUUCAGGAAAUUCCAGCUGGAGCUACGGAACCGGACUUACUUCAAGUGCUCUGAUCUGGCAAAGGGGAGGCUAUAUUUUUUUUUAAAGAUUACUGAGCCUGGAGAAAAUGUGUGGAAACCAUAUCCGGGCGAGGAAUUUGACAGGUCUGACUUCAAGGUAGAUGUGGAUGAGCAAAAAGAAAUAUACAGUUGUUGCUGCAAGAAAAUGAGUAGGGAUGGCAUUCAGUGCUGCCAUGUGCUUAAGGUGAUGGACCAAACAGGCAUGAUCGAUCAACUUCCAAAAUCCUUUGUCAUCCCCAGAUGGACCAGGAAUCUAUCAGAGAGUCUGAAAGUUCUAUCUACAAGUCAAGGUGAUAGCAUGACUGUACAAGACGAUGAAACUAUGAGAUUCGGCCUCGCUUACACUGAGUUGUCGGAUAUCUGCUCAAAUGCUUGCAGAAAAGAGAAGGCAUACCGUGUGCUGCGUGAGUGUAUGGUAGAUAUGAAAAUAAAAGUCAUGGCGGCACUUGCAGAGGAACCAGACACAGGCAUUCUUGCCGAAACUCUCAAGAACCCUCCCAUGAGUGGCUCAAAGGGCACAAAAAAGGGAGAUCGGAUGAAAGCUAGUUCUGAGAAGAAAGGAAAAGGCAACAAAGAAGCAACCAAGUGCGGCCGUUGUAGAGUAAAGGGUCACAGGAAAACAAACUGCCCGGAUAACCCAGAAGUCCAGGAGAGGAUGAGGAUUGAAGAGGAGAAGAGGAAAUCACAGCAGGAGAAGAGGGUAAAUAGGUUGAAUAGCUACUGGGGUUGCACAAGGGUCGAGAAGGAAGAAUGGAUCGCUGAACAUUCAAAAACAAGGCCGCACGUGGAGCGAUGA
Aegilops tauschii subsp. strangulata is the source of this 1620-nucleotide messenger RNA. Its product is annotated as protein FAR1-RELATED SEQUENCE 5-like. The record is from RefSeq and is a predicted model, not a curated record. Gene Ontology annotation, biological process: regulation of DNA-templated transcription. Gene Ontology annotation, molecular function: zinc ion binding. Lineage: Eukaryota; Viridiplantae; Streptophyta; Magnoliopsida; Poales; Poaceae.